Sus scrofa (pig) is the source of this 540-nucleotide messenger RNA. RefSeq names its product keratin-associated protein 13-3-like. The record is from RefSeq and is a predicted model, not a curated record. NCBI's taxonomy places the organism in Eukaryota, Metazoa, Chordata, Mammalia, Artiodactyla, Suidae.
UCAGAAUCUUCUCCUUGUCACUCAACUGGACUCACACCUCCUCUUAGGAUGUCCUACAGCUGCUGCUCCAGAAAUUUCUCCUCUCACUCCCUUGGGGGCUACCAGUGCUACCCAGGCUCCUCCUGUGGCUCUUCCUACCCCAGUAACCUGGUCUACAGCACUGACCUCUGCUGUCCCAGCACCUGCCAGCAGGGAUCCUUCCUCUAUAGUGGCUGCCAGGAGACCUUCUGUAAGCCUACUAGGUGUCAGACUUCCCUUGUGGUCUCCAGCCCUUGUCAGAUGUCCUGCUACCAUCCAAGGACUUCCACACUGUGCAGUCCCUGCUGGACAACUUACCCUGUGUCUCUGGGCUUUGGUUCCAGCAGAUGCAGCUCCCUGAAUUCUGGAUAUAGAAGUUGCUGUGGAUCCAGGGGCUUCAGACCCCUGGGUUAUGGAAUCUGUGACAUCCCUUCCCUAGGCUGCAGAUCCAGCUACUGGAACCCAAUCAACUUUCCUUCCAGGGGUUUCCAUUCAUCUUGUUACUGGCCAAUCUGUAGAUAA